Messenger RNA from Diorhabda sublineata, 1772 nucleotides. Its product is annotated as beta-ureidopropionase. Gene Ontology annotation, molecular function: beta-ureidopropionase activity. The record is from RefSeq and is a predicted model, not a curated record. Bases 381 to 1541 code for a protein of 386 amino acids. The transcript is spliced from 7 exons. NCBI's taxonomy places the organism in Eukaryota, Metazoa, Arthropoda, Insecta, Coleoptera, Chrysomelidae.
GUAGUUUUAAAAAAUAAACAAUUUAUAUUUCAAAUAGAAAGUAUAAAGACUAGUUAAACAAUAAUAUCAUGUAAAUUGAAUGCAUACGUGAAGGUAUUUUGUUAUGAGAAUCCUUUCUGCCUUCCUCAAUAAAUUCGUAUCAUAUUUAACGAGACUUAGCUAUUCUCCAAAAUUUAUUAUUUUCCUCAAUAAUACAAACGUAUUUAAAGAACAAAAAACAGAUUUUACUAAAAUAAUAAACAUUCAACACAUGGGCUACUCCAUACCUGUUUUUAACCUUCUUUUGACAUCAUUUGUUGUAUAUUGUAAAUAAUAAAUAUAAUCUCAAAAACGUUUUAAACUGUGCUGGUAAUUUGUUUAUUCAGUAAUUAUAUUUUAAAAUGGCAGAAUCAGAAUAUAAUAGUAUAGAAGGUAUUUUAAAAAAAUUACCCACAGAUGACUAUCAAAAAAUACAGGACGUACUUUAUGGUACAGGGUGUAGAACAAUCCCAUUAUCAAAGGAAAUCGUAGAUCUAUCUGAGAAAUAUGACUUAGAAAUUGCAGCACACACUUUUAAUUGUAAAGAAGAACAACUUCGGGUACCACGAAAAACUAUAGUCGGUUUAUUUCAAAAUAAAACUCCGCUACCGACAUGGACUCCAAUAAAACAAAUGAGAGACGCCAUGUUGAAAAUGGCCGGCGAAACUUUGGAAAUCGCAUUUAAAGGAGGCGUCAACGUUUUUUGUUUUCAAGAAGCGUGGAAUAUGCCUUUUGCUUUUUGUACUCGAGAAAAAUCACCGUGGUGUGAAUAUGCCGAGGAUGCGGAACACGGUCCAACUACUGUAUAUUUGCAAGAAUUGGCGAAACGGUAUAAUAUGGUGAUAUUAUCACCAAUUCUAGAACGAGACAAUCGACAUGGUGAAACUAUAUGGAAUACAUGCGUAGUAAUCGACAAUCACGGGGAAUAUUUAGGAAAACAUAGAAAAAACCAUAUUCCCAGAGUGGGAGAUUUCAACGAAUCCACUUAUUAUUUCGAAGGAAAUACCGGACAUCCCGUUUUCCAAACGGAAUUCGGUAGAAUUGGAAUUAAUAUUUGUUUCGGAAGACACCAUCCAUUAAAUUGGUUGGGUUUCGGAAUUAACGGAGCCGAAAUCGUUUUCAAUCCAUCAGCUACGAUAAAUGGUUUAAGUGAACCGUUAUGGGGGAUAGAAGCGAGGAAUGCCGCCAUAGCUAACUCCUAUUUCACCUGCGCAAUUAACAGGGUGGGAACAGAGAUAUUCGAAAAUGAAUUUAGCUCAGGUAAUGGCUUACCAGCGCAUAAAGACUUCGGACAUUUCUACGGUUCCAGUUAUGUAGCAGCACCAGAUGGUUCCCGAAGUCCGGGAUUAUCGAGAACGAGAAACGGUCUACUUAUAGCAGAACUUGAUCUUAAUCUAUGCAGACAAGUGAAAGAUCUUUGGGGAUUCCAAAUGACCCAAAGAUUGGAGUUGUAUGCCAAGCUUUUAAACGAAGCCAUCAAACCAGAUUUCAAACAACAAAUAAUAAAAAAGGGAAGCGAUUAAACGAUUAUCUAUUGAAAGUAAGCCUGUUUAUAUUUUUACACUUUUUAUUGAUAUUAAAAAUUGUAUAAAGUGAAAUUAUUUGCUUUUUCCCAAUAUAAAAAUUGAUAUACUAUGAAAAAGUGAUACACUAGAAAAUGUAACAACGUUGCAAAACUUUUAAAAAAGUUUGUGGGAAUUUUGAGUAAUUGAGAGGUAAAUAGGUAAAUAAAUUCAAAUAUAUAAUAAAGUUGA